ACAUCUUUUCCAGCUAGCUGUAACCGGCUAGCCAGUCUGUUGUCGAGUUGACACCCUCUCCCUUACCUUGGCAGCAGUUAAGCUGCACAGUCGACAUGGCAAGAAAAUAUCGCAGCAAUUUCCUUAAAAAAGAUGAAAAACUUCCAAGUCUUUUGGAAUAAUAUUCAUCACGAGAUGUGAUCCACAAUCCACAAUGUGUGAGGACAUUUAAGAACGAUUGAGUUCGGAAGAAAAAAAAUUGAUUCCAGUGGAAUCUUUCAUUAUAUAUAUAUAAAAUUAUUAUAUAUUUUCCGCUGUGUUUAAGCUCACAUACAUUUAUACACACCCAUCCCAUCAACAUAUAACCAUGCCAGUGCAAGCACCACAAUGGACAGAGUUCCUGCUGUGCCCGAUCUGCACACAGACAUUUGAGGAAACUGUUCGCAGGCCCAUCAGCUUAGGCUGUGGACAUACAGUCUGCAAGAUGUGCCUGAACAAGUUGCACCGAAAGGCCUGUCCCUUUGACCAGACAGCCAUCAGCACAGACAUCGAGCAGUUACCUGUCAACACAGCUUUGUUGCAGCUGGUGGGAGGCCAGGUUCCCAAGGCUCAGCCAGUUGCUUUGAUAACAAGUCCAGAGGACUCACAACAUUAUGAGGAGGCCAGGCAGUGUGUGGAGGAGCUGGCCCUCUACCUUAAACCCCUCAGCAACACCCGAGGUGUAGGGCUGAGCAGCACCGCUCAGAGCAUGCUGAGUCGACCCAUGCAGAGGAAACUGGUUACUCUGGUCCACUGCCAGCUGGUGGAAGAAGAAGGCCGUGUUAGAGCCAUGAGAGCGGCUCGCUCUCUGGGCGAGCGAACUGUCACUGAGCUCAUCUUGCAGCACCAGAAUCCACAGCAGCUCUCGUCCAACUUGUGGGCUGCUGUCCGUGCACGAGGAUGCCAGUUUCUCGGCCCAGCCAUGCAGGAAGAAGCCCUAAAGUUGGUCCUCCUUGCUCUUGAGGAUGGCUCUGCUUUGUCAAGAAAGGUGCUGGUUCUAUUUGUAGUCCAGAGGCUUGAGCCACGGUUCCCUCAGGCUUCCAAAACUAGCAUAGGCCACGUUGUGCAGCUUCUCUACAGGGCCUCCUGUUUCAAGGUUACCAAACGUGAUGAAGAUUCAUCCCUAAUGCAGCUGAAAGAGGAGUUUCGUACUUACGAGGCUCUGCGACGGGAGCACGACUCUCAGAUUGUUCAGAUUGCUAUGGAGGGUGGAUUGCGGAUUGCUCCUGACCAGUGGUCUUCUCUUUUGUAUGGGGAUCAGUCUCACAAGUCACACAUGCAGUCUAUUAUAGAUAAGCUGCAGACCCCAGCAUCUUUUGCUCAGAGUGUCCAGGAGCUGACAAUUGCGCUGCAAAGGACUGGAGACCCAGCCAACCUCAACAGGCUGCGGCCCCAUCUGGAACUUUUGGCCAACAUUGAUCCCAGUCCUGAUGCUCCUCCUCCUACAUGGGAGCAACUUGAGAAGGGGUUGGUAGCAGUGAAAACAGUGGUACAUGGCCUGGUGGACUUUAUCCAGAACCACAGCAAGAAAGGAGCCGAUCCUCAACAGCCUCCUCAGCACAGCAAAUACAAGACUUACAUGUGUCGUGACAUGAAGCAGAAGGGAGGCUGUCCUCGUGGAGCCAGCUGCACCUUUGCACACUCUCAGGAAGAACUAGAGAAGUAUCGUAAGAUGAACAAGCGUCUGGCAGCUCGCCUCCCUGGCUCAGGCGGACUCUUGUCAGAUGAUCCUCUCGAUGUAGCAGUGACCCGAAAGCCUUCACCCUUGGCCAAUGGGACUGGUGGAUCCUCUUUGCCCACGCUUAUUGCUCGUGGCACCGACCCAGUCUCAUAUGAACUGCCGCGUAAAUCUGUUAAGAUGGACGGAGGGAGUCCCAGUGCCCCAGGAUCACCUCCUGAUGUCCUGGACACUGUGCCCAAACAUGGCAUGACUAUGCCACCUCAUGCCCUAGCCCACCCCAGGAUUUCAGCAGAUAACCUGUCAGUGGUUCCCAGAGGAUCACCAGUGUACCCCCAGCAACAGCUCGCUGAGAUGUACGGUGACACUCGUCCACCACCUUCUGCCUCUCACUAUGAGCCCCAACCAUAUUCUGCAGGUUACCCCUACCAGCAGCCACCACAGUAUGUUCCAAGAGAUUACAUCCGUAACCCUCCUCCGCAUAGUGAGUCAGGACCCCCUUACCCGGAUCCUUACCCUGGUUAUGGCCCUCCAGAACGAACCUACCCGGCCCCUCACUCUGGUCAACAAUUCUCCUACCCUCAUCCUUCACACUAUGACAGAGGUCGCCAUAUGUCCUACAGUGGUCCGCCACCUCCCCCUCAGCCUUACCCAUCUCAAAGGGAAGGCUUGGUCAGAAUGAGUCCAGCACCUCUAGAUGUGCCCCCACCAUCAACAGGGCAUUCCAACUCUGUUUACCACCCAGAGCCCAGUAGCCGGGAUAGAUAUGCAGCAGAUGGCUACUAUCCACCAGGUGCUCAACCUAUGAAUAUGAGGUCCUAUGUGAGGGGGCCAUCAUGUGGUGGUCCUCAAGCCAGCCUGGACUAUCUGCAUCGACGCCGGCAGGAGCUGUUAUCCCAGCUGGAGGAAAGGAAGGUCAUUUCGCCUCCACCUUUUGCUGCUUCACCCACUCUUACACAACAUCCCUUCCCCAACGACUACCCUCCUGAUUAUGACGAGGAUAACUCCAAAGCAAUUCCAAAAUGCAGACUAGCCAACUAUACGGGGCAAUACUCUCCCUGGUCUUGUGAAACUAUUGGCUCAUACAUUGGCACAAAAGAUCCCAAACCCAAAGAUGUUAUGGUUCCUCCUCCUGUGGAGAUGAUGAAUGUGGAUGCUAAAGGCCUGAGAGAACCGUCGUUGGAGGCCCCUCGGAAGGGCACAGAAGUAAAGGAUGAUGACCCCAUUAUUCCAUUUGGUACCCUGCCCACUGUGUCGCGCUUUGGGGCCAUCUCUCGCACCUCAAAGACAGGCUAUCAGACCACUGGACCUGUACAGGCCAUGGCCUCCACUCCCCAGAACCCAAAUUCUAAACACAUGGCCAUGCCAGCAGAAUACACAUAUGGAAGCCAUGGAGGAUGGGGUGGAACUUCAUACCCCACCCACCAGAAUGCCUCCUCCUCUCAGGGACAUUUUAGUGAGCGUCUACCCAUGGCAGCCUCAGACAGAGAGCAGUUAAAGAUUGAGCUACAGCAGGUGAACCAGCAGAUCAGCCAACAGACACAGAUGCACAGCAUGGAGGCUGCCAGUAAUUCUUUACUCCUGCAGAGGGAGGCCAGUGCAUUGGCUACUCACCCUGGCCAGGGCCAGGCAGCAGUAGCCUCACAACAGCAACAACCCAAGUGGCCAUCAGGGGGAGCAAAUGCAACAGCUGUCUCCAGUGAACAGCUUAGCCUGGAGCUUCACCAGGUUGAGAAAGAGAUCGGCAAAAGGACCCGUGAGAUGGCUAUGGAAAACCAGGUGGUCCAUGAUGUUCAGCAGUACAAGAUGAAACCUGCUGAGAAUGGACAGCCAGAGCAUAAGACUCCACUGGAAGAAAUCUCCUUGGCGCUUGCUGAGGUGUCAAAUGGCUCCAGCGGUCUGCCGGAAAGUGCAGUGGGCGGGUCCAUGCUGUCACUGACGAAUAAAGCAUCUGCAUUGAGCUUAUGUUCAGAUCCAGGUGUCACUGGUUCAGAGAUGCAGAAGAAUGGUGUUGUCCAUUCCUGCUCUUAGGAAGUACACAUUUACACACAUUCAAAAGCAUGCACAGGCACACAUACACCCAUUCUAUUUAGAAGAUGAGCAGUAUCUGCCGUGAUGAAUUUUCUUUCUUUUUGUUCUGUGAAUGAGCUUUUUUUUUUUUUUUUUAAUGACUUUCCUUGCCUGGAAACCAGGGCAUAUGAUAACAUUUCUUGUGUGUGUUGUUUUUUUUUUUUUGUUUGUUUGUUUUUUUGUACUGGGUUUAGAUUAACAAGGCUCACAGUAGAUUCAGGAAGAGAAAAUGGUGGUGACGUUGACAGUGUCAUUACAACUUUAUUUAAAAAGUAUAUGCAUAUUCAACCUCAACGGUAAAAUUAUAGCAGAGUAUUUGAUCCUCCUGGAGAAGAAUGUUGGGUUAGUUGAACGGUUAGGUAAAUAGGAGCACCUUGUAACAUCGCAUACACUCUGAAUAAAUUCUGUACGAUCUGGUUUAUGAUUGACGAUGGCAGAAAUGUCACUCUUGGUACUCACCCCCCAAAAUCGUAAGAAAAAAACAAAAAAAAGAGGUUGCCCAGAUCUGGAUGUCUGAGAAGGGAAAAGCACUUCAAUAUUCCACCUGGAUUCAGCUAAAAUGGGCAUGCAGGUGUUUUUAAAAAUGCAGUGUUACACCACAUGCACUUCCGCACCUGCCAUGAGAAGUAUGACUUUUAUUUUUGCAUUUUAUGAACACGUGUCUGUUUCAUAUUUGAAAGCAGUUUAUAAUAUAUUUAAUUGGAGCAUUCUGUUUUAAAGAUUGCAUUAAGUCUUUGAUAAUGAGCUUUCCGUGUUUUCUAUAAGGGAACCUACUAAGUGCUUCUCUUGAAUUAUUUUUAUUUUUUGUUUUUUAUGUGACCCUGAUGUGAUUUGGUUGCCUUUCACCAAUGCUCCUGACUGUCUGCUGCAUUCAGUUCAGUCAAAAUUGUUGUGAGCUUGUGCAUGCAGGUUACCAGACGGAGAUGGUGCACCUUUUUGUAUCAGGAGUCACUUGAAUGACUGUGAAGUUGACCUUAAAACAUCAAGGCAAAUAAGGGAUUUCCCUCCUCAGAGAUUCUCAUCUGGCCACACAAAAGGCCUCCCCAUUGGGAUUAUCUUGUCAUUUGUUCUCCUAACUUCUAUGAAGUUGCCUUCCCUUGUGUAUGUUUUGUUAAAUUUUUGUCUUACUUUUUUCUUGCUUUACAUUGUUACGAUUUUGGGCGAUGAUGCUUACCCUGUGAAGGUUUUAUCCAGCUUAGUUGAAGACACACUCUCCUCUCCGUCAUGAAAUGGCUAUAGUUGGCAGUGAGUCCAGAAAGGUUGCUGUUGUAGCGUUCUUGGCUGCAUUAGUACAUUUGAAAUCAUGUUUACAGCUGAAGAAAGCAGUGUUAUUUACUGAGGAGUGGCUGGAAACCUUCAGGAACGGCUAUGCUUCGAUCAGAUUAAUAAAUUCAUUCACCUUG
This is a messenger RNA of Pundamilia nyererei, 5169 nucleotides long. It is a transcript of the gene rc3h1b, whose product is annotated as ring finger and CCCH-type domains 1b. Gene Ontology annotation, molecular function: RNA stem-loop binding; mRNA binding; metal ion binding. Lineage: Eukaryota; Metazoa; Chordata; Actinopteri; Cichliformes; Cichlidae. Gene Ontology annotation, biological process: protein polyubiquitination; nuclear-transcribed mRNA catabolic process, deadenylation-dependent decay; ubiquitin-dependent protein catabolic process. The transcript is spliced from 20 exons. The record is from RefSeq and is a predicted model, not a curated record. Bases 347 to 3727 code for a protein of 1126 amino acids. Gene Ontology annotation, cellular component: cytoplasmic stress granule.